Molecule: messenger RNA, 890 nt
Organism: Strongylus vulgaris
Lineage: Eukaryota; Metazoa; Nematoda; Chromadorea; Rhabditida; Strongylidae
Source: the annotation of a GenBank genome assembly
AUGGCAACCAUUGGAUUUCUGGAAUUUAAGGCACGUUUUGCUGAAAAAUCUGGAGCGUUAGCCUUGGUCGUUGGACCAGCAUCAAGAAUUCAACGAAAUCGCAAACCACUUAAGGUUCGAGCUUCAAAGAUCCCUGUAGUAGUUUUGGAUGAUCAAGAAACCCAGCGAUUAAGAACUCAGCUUGCCGAAGCUGGCCGAAGUGCUGCUGUAGCUCACCUUCGGCUUGAUUUUAUCGACACAAAACCACCUCAUGUUCUAAAACUUCAGGUAAGGAUUGCUAAUAACAUUUUUGAGAGGAAGGACGAGGAGAAGGGGCCCCAAAGGGGGCGUGGCAUGGGCGGAGCCAAGAAUUUGACUGAGAAAUCACUUUGGAAUUGGUUAAACUUCUUGAUUGAUGAGGAGAGAGUUUUUCGCCCAAGUCUUCUCAAUCUCUCAUUGAUCGGGUUGCUCGUCGUUCUCGUUCUGUUCAUCACAUUAUUGGUCUUUGUAAAGAUUCGAUGGCGACCAACGGUUCAUCGAGAUCUAUGGCUUAGAACUUUAGCAAGAGCUGCAGUAGGAAAGAUGGAAAUUAGAAAAUUCCAGAAGGAGCCUUCCCGCCAACGUCGGCGACCUUUUGCUCGAUUACGACGAGUUCGCUCCACUUACCUGCCAGUUUUUGGAUCACUUACCUCUGUAGCCAACACUGCCAGCUCUCAGGAGCGUUGCUCAAUUUGUCUCGACGAGUAUGCCGAAGGCACAGAACUCCGUGUACUAUUCUGUGGACAUGAGUUCCAUCCAAAAUGCGUCGAUCCUUGGCUUCUUUCCAAUCGAAGAUGUCCUUUAUGUCAAUUUGAUGUUGUCUACAAGCAAUAUCCCAAGAUGGAACCACCCUCUAAGAACCGACAGUAAGC